Lingula anatina is the source of this 2173-nucleotide messenger RNA. RefSeq names its product cytoplasmic dynein 2 intermediate chain 2. The record is from RefSeq and is a predicted model, not a curated record. NCBI's taxonomy places the organism in Eukaryota, Metazoa, Brachiopoda, Lingulata, Lingulida, Lingulidae. Gene Ontology annotation, cellular component: cytoplasmic dynein complex; ciliary plasm. Gene Ontology annotation, biological process: intraciliary transport. Gene Ontology annotation, molecular function: dynein light chain binding; dynein heavy chain binding.
AUUCCAGCCAUCAAAUGUCUGUUCGUCCUGUCGUUACCAUAAACACAAAUAGCACGUAAUUGGGUUGACUCUUAAUUUGUCCAAAUAUGUUUUCAGACGAAACUCUCGAAUGCGUAGAAUUUAAAACUUCAUGGAAAAAGGAAAGGUCUGUCACAGACAGUUAUGCACAGACCAGGGAAAUACUCACAGACGAAUUGGGGAUACAGUCUAGAGAAACGGUGGACACUGAAAUCCAAACAGAGGAAGAACAAGAUAAAGAAUUACAUUUGCUGAAUGAUAAUCCUGAAAGUCUGGGUUCAUUUCUAAACAGUGUGUACCCUAUUAUGUCCAAAGAACUCGAGAAAAACAGUAGAAGUCACGCCUUUGAUGGAUAUGAUGUUAGUUGGGAAGAAAAGGCAGUUGCAGUUGACUGCAUUCACACUCUGAGUCAUAGCGCAUUGAAUGAAGAACUGCAGGUCACGGGGCUCUCGUGGAAUUCUACAGGCUCAGUAUUAGCUGCAGCCUUUGGAAAAUUUGACCACGAAGACUGGUGCACCCAUAAAUCUGCACUGUGCUCCUGGAACUUGGACAGAAGAAAUAUUAACUCCACAAAACCAGACAUAAGUGUAGACCUUCCUAGUUGUUUGAUGUGUAUUGCUUUCCACCCCAAACAGCCAAGUUGGAUAGCUGGAGGUACAUUUACUGGUGAAGUUAUGCUAUGGGAUACCAGCAAAGAGGAUGAGAUGUUAAUUGCAUCUUCAGGAAUAGGAGGUGAUGCCCACAGAGAACCUGUGUCAAAGCUGCGUUGGAUACCAGAUCCAGAAUCUAGGGGAAAGAAAUUCAACAUAGUCAGCAUCAGCAGUGAUGGGAAAAUCUUGGUAUGGCAGAUAUUUCCUCAUCAGCAAGCUCUCAGGCUGAUUGAUGGUUUUGUUCUUCUCACCGAAUCUCUGCCCAGAAACUUUCGUCCUAAGGGGCAACGCGGAGACCAAGAGGUGGGGGUCACUUGCAUUUCAUUCAGUUAUGAAGAUCCUAUGACUUUUGUCAUAGGUUCGGAGAGUGGAUGCAUCUUCAAAUGUUCAACAAAUGCCAAAGGCACCCCUGCUGGGAGGCACAUAACCUCCUCCGUCCCACUAAACUCGCCAGUCACCUUUGCAUUCAACCCACACCAUGGCCCAGUAUAUGAUGUCCAGUGUUCCCCAUUUCACAGAAAUUUAUUUAUGUCCUGUGGAUCGGACACCUCGGCCCGUCUCUACAGCAUGCUACAGGGACAUCCUAUCACAAUAAUGGAACCCAGUGCAGGUUAUCUGUUUUCAUCCAAGUGGUCCCCAGUUCGCCCAAUGGUGUUUGCAGUGGCAACAGAAGAUGGUUAUCUGUUGAUAUAUGAUUUGAAACAUAGCCAUGUCACCCCUGUCCAGAAGCUGGAAGCCAAAGAGCCUUUGUAUGCACUGGAGUUUAAUGUACACAAACGACAUCUGUUGGCUACUGGAGGGGGGCGUGGAACCAUCCAGGUGUGGCAUCUUAGUGAUGACUUGGCAUCCCAGGGAUCAAGAGAGGUGGAAAUGCUAGCAGAGAUAGCAGAAACCAGUGAUGACCAAUAAAAAUGGCUGUUUCAGACAUGUCAUGGUUUUAAAGUAGCCAGUCAGAUCUGUCUUAAAAGGCCCUGUUACACUGGGCUUGCAACUACUUGGAGAAUUAAUUUUCUACCACUCCCUACAUAACAAAAGAAAGCUGCAGUGUUGAAAGUUCAUACGUAACACUGAUGCAUGAAUUUGAUAUAAACUGUCAAAUAUUGUCAAAACGUCAAUUUUGAAAGAAGAGAGAAUGGGCAAUUUCACUAAACGUUUGCAAUUCUGGCCAAACAGGGGCUUAAAGAAAACAAGACAAUAAAGAUCUCAAAUGUACAUUCAAAUAUCAGCAACAGGACUGUUAAAAUAUCAAGGAGUAUAAUGUGAAAAAUUGACAAAUAUCCUGUGAAUAUCAGGAAAAUUAACCCUACAUAAAUUUAAUGCAAAUGAUAAUGAUUGAUUAAAGUUUACUUUGUUUUAAGUUUACAAGCAAUGUUGAACUCAAGUUCAUGAAAAAAAUACGUAUUUAAAAGCGCUCUUUCCUUAGACUAUUCAACAAAGUCAGACAAUUCUUUAGUUAAAGUUACAUAUGAAGUCAAACCUUUGCCAAUAAACCUGACCAAAUGACA